AUUAGAACCGGCCCGCAGACCGCAUCAAGCCGGCAGCCCGCAGAUCUUUUACACGCACCAAUACUACAUUUCCCACAAUGCAACGGUGACGCACCGAGCAGUAGGCUGCUUCAUUUCAAUAUUUAUUGGCACAGCAGUCGUCAGCAUCACAGUAAAAUUAACUUUCAGAUACCCAUCAAAAAUGGCAAAACGGAAGGUGGACACUGAGAACCGGGGGUUUCAAACAAGGUGGGAGUCGGAGUAUAUGUUCACGGAGGUAGCUGGAAAACCUGUGUGUCUUCUGUGUGGAGAAAGUGUGGCGGUACUGAAAGAGUAUAAUCUGAGACGACAUUAUGAAACGAAACACGCGGACAAAAACAAGAAUAUGGACAUGGAACAAAGGCUACAAAAGGCAGAGGAAUUAAAACGAGGCCUCAAAUCUCGACAGGCUCUGUUCAAAAAAGCCAAAUCACAAGGCCAGGCUGCUGUCAAGGCCAGUUUUAUUUUGGCAGAAGAGAUCGCUAAAUCAGCCCGGCCAUUUACGGAGGGGGAUUUCAUCAAAAACUGCAUGAUUAAAGUUUGUGACGAAGUUUGCCCAGAAAAAAGGCAACUCUUUUUAAAUGUGAGUCUGAGCAGAAACACCAUUGCCGAGAGAGUAGACCAGUUGUCCAUCAAUCUAAAAGAGCAGCUUGUGAGAAAGGGAAAAGAUUUCAUUGCAUAUUCCUUGGCUGUGGAUGAGAGCACCGACAUUUCUGACAUUGCCCAGUUGUCAAUUUUCAUCCGCGGAGUGGACUCCAGCCUAAGCGUGACAGAGGAGUUUUUGGCUUUACGUCCUAUGCAUGGCACAACUACGGGGCAUGAUUUGUAUGAAGAGGUGUCAAGAUGUGUAAAUGAGAUGGAGCUGCCUUGGGAAAAACUCGUGGGUUUGACAACCGACGGAGCACCUGCGAUGUGUGGACACAGGAGCGGACUGGUGGCGAAGAUACGGGAAAAGAUGCAAGAGGAAAACGCGACAGGUGAGCUGACAGCUUAUCAUUGUAUCAUACACCAGGAAGCGUUGUGCGGUAAAGCCUUGAAAAUGGAGCAUGUAAUGAGCAUCAUCACGCGCACAGUUAACUUUAUCAGAGCCAAAGGUUUGAAUCACCGCCAGUUCAAGGCAUUUCUGACGGAGUUAGAAACGGAGCAUGGUGAUUUGCCUUAUCACACAGAGGUGCGAUGGCUAAGCCAGGGAAAGGUGCUUCAAAGAUGUUUCGAGCUUCGUGAGGAGAUUUGUCUGUUCUUGGACAGCAAAGGGAAAGACACAACACAACUCCGAGACGAAAUGUUUCUGUGUGAAAUGGCUUUUCUGUGUGACAUUACGAGUCAUCUGAAUGCAAUGAACUUGCAGCUGCAGGGUCGGGAUCAUGUCAUCUCUGAUAUGUACAGUACAGUGAAGGCAUUUAAAACCAAACUGACUCUGUGGGAGACGCAGAUGCGGAAAGAAAAUUUGAGCCACUUUCCCAGCUGCCAGACCAUGAAAGAGAAGCUCUCUACCAGUGCGUUCCCGAGUGCACAGUUGGCUGAUAAAAUAGGUAUGCUUGCCGCUGACUUUCGACGCCGAUUUGCUGACUUUGAAGCACAAAAAAGCAGGUUGGAACUGCUCGGUAACCCAUUUGCUGUUGACGUGGAAAGCUCACCACCAAACCUCCAAAUGGAGUUGAUUGACCUCCAAUGCAAUGAUGCACUGAGGGCAAAAUAUGCGGCAGUGGGUGCUGCGGAGUUCGCCCGUUUCCUCCCCGACACAAUGCCCCAGCUGCGCAUCCAGGCUGCUCAAACGUUGUCUAUGUUUGGCAGCACAUACCUGUGUGAACAACUGUUUUCUUUGAUGAACCUGAACAAAACAUCACACAGAAGUCGACUUACUGCUGAACACCUCCACUCAAUUCUGAGGAUUUCCUCAGCUCAGAGCCUUACCCCGAACAUUGAUGAACUUGUGGAAAAGAUGGGACACCACCAAGUAUCACCCUCAACCUCAAACAAGUGAACAUUAC
Messenger RNA from Salvelinus fontinalis (brook trout), 2009 nucleotides. RefSeq names its product general transcription factor II-I repeat domain-containing protein 2-like. The record is from RefSeq and is a predicted model, not a curated record. Bases 182 to 2002 code for a protein of 606 amino acids. The transcript has a single exon. Lineage: Eukaryota; Metazoa; Chordata; Actinopteri; Salmoniformes; Salmonidae.